AUGGCAAAGCCCCAGCAGCCACAACUGUUCUUCCAAAAGAAGAAUAAGGAGUUGCAGUUUUAUCAGAAAAAUAAGGAAAAGAAGGGCCUGAUCUGCUUUAAUUCAGCCCUGAAGGCCCAGGAUGAUUAUUCUCUCUUGCUGACAAAUGUUUGGCAGUCUGUCCAGGCUAAGGCCGCUCUCUUCGGCCUCCUGAGCGCCGGUGACCGGGAGCAGGUGUCCGCCUGCGUCGCCGUCCUGGAGCGGCUGCUGCAGGCCCUGGAGCCACCGCACCUCGUCCGGCACCUGCGGGAGGAGCUGCAGAAGGGCCUCGUCCACCCCGACGACUCCGUGAAAAUCCUCGCCAUCUCUCAGAUUGGGAGGAUUGUUGAAAAUCCAGAUGCUAUUAGGGAAAUUAUCGACAGUCCUGAACUAUUACGGCAAAUAAUCUACUGCAUUGGUGGAGAGAAAAUAGCCGUGGCUAAAGAGGCCAUCAAAUCUCUUUCCCGGGUCGCACAGACGCAGGAUGGCUUGGAGGCCUUGUUUGCGAGCAGCUUGUUGAGUGACUUGAGGAAUGUUAUGGCAACAAAUGAUAUUGUGCGGUACAGAGUGUACGAGCUAGUGGUUGAGAUUUCUUCAGUGUCAGCUGACUCGCUAAAUUACUGUGCAAACAGUGGAUUAAUAUCAGAAUUAAUUGGAGAGUUGACCGGAGAUGAUGUGCUAGUCAGAGCUACGUGUAUAGAGAUGGUAACCUCACUGGCUUAUACUGCCCAUGGACGCCAGUAUCUUGCUCAACAAGGAGUUAUUGAUAAAAUUUCCAACAUUAUCAUUGGUGCAGAGUCUGAUCCUUUCUCUGGCUUCUAUUUACCAGGAUUCGUUAAAUUUUUUGGAAAUCUGGCCGUGGUAGACAGCCCCCAGCAGAUCUGUGAACGAUACCCUGUAUUUGUGGAGAAAGUCUUUGAAAUGGCAGAAAGUCAUGAUCCAACCAUGAUCGGAGUGGCUGUAGACACACUAGGAAUCCUGGGAUCAAACGUGGAAGGCAAACAGGUUUUGCAGAAAACUAGAAGUAGGUUUCAAAAUCUUCUAAGCAGAAUCGGACAUCAGGCAAAGAAUGCCCCAACAGAAUUAAGACUUCGAUGUUUGGAUGCCAUUUCCUCUCUGCUUUACUUGCCUCCAGAUCAGCAGACGGAAGACCUCUUGAGAAUGACCGAGUCGUGGUUUGCAUCCCUGUCCAGCCAACCAUUGGAACUCUUCAGGAGUAUCAGUACUCAGCCCUUUCCUGAUCUCCACUGCGGGGCUUUAAAAGUGUUUACUGCCAUUGCAAACCAACCGUGGGCCCAGAAGUUGAUGCUUAAUAGUCCUGGCUUCGUGGAAUACAUUGUAGACAGAUCUGUGGAACCUGAUAAAGCUUCAAAGGAUGCCAAAUAUGAACUGGUUAAGGCCCUUGUAAACUCUAAAACAAUCGCAGAAAUCUUUGGAAAUCAGUAUUACUUGAGGCUUAGGGCUUACUUGAAUGAAGGCCCUUAUUAUGUUAAGGCAGUUUCUACUACAGCUGUGGAAGGAGCUGAGUAGUGUCACAGCAGCAGCCUGUCUCAUUUUUCCUUCU
This is a messenger RNA of Tinamus guttatus (white-throated tinamou), 1582 nucleotides long. RefSeq names its product proteasome 26S subunit, non-ATPase 5 (gene PSMD5). Gene Ontology annotation, biological process: proteasome assembly. Lineage: Eukaryota; Metazoa; Chordata; Aves; Tinamiformes; Tinamidae. The record is from RefSeq and is a predicted model, not a curated record. Gene Ontology annotation, cellular component: cytosol.